AUGCCCACGCUUCUGGGGGCUGGAAAGCUCAAGUCCUCGGGCUUGGCAGCCAUCUUUGGAGUGGUUCUCCGGUACCCACGGCCCACGCUCAUUGGAGCUUCUUUGAAAGUCUUUCUUUGUUCGUGCUGCUUGGGUCUUCUUCCCAUGAUCUUCCCCUUCACUUUCUUGACCUUUGCUUUUGCUGCCUUUGCUGUAUUGGUCAUCUGGAGCUUUUUUGCGAUCAGCAGCCUGCGGAAGGAAGGCCGUGUUAAUGUUCCUCCGCUCAACUCGGAUUUUUGGAGGCCUGUUGGAGAAGAUAGGAUCAAAUCGUUCAUGGAGUACCGGCAAUUGUACAGUGAGUGCUCCAUGCUCUUCUUCGGCGACAACGGCCAAGGGGACCUCAUGUGUGCGGAGCAGCUGACCAGGAUGAACGUCGGUGGCGAGGGCACCGGCGGGGGCGGCAUGGUCUCCGCUGCUUUCAUCCACCAGGUGGCAGAUCCUGCUGAGCAGCUUAGUGAGUUGGAGAAGUUCGAGGAUCAUGCUCUGGCGAAGGAGGAGUAUGCCUCCAGAGGCAUCUACCUCUACCGCACUUACGUCGGAGCUGCCAUCCAUGUCUACAACUUGGGCUUCAUUUCUCAGGAGGGCCUCUUCCGUGUGUGCACCGAGGCGGUGCAGGACAUGGUGAGGCUUCGCAUCCGCUACUUAGGCUGCGCCGAAGCACGGCCCUGGAGAGAAGUGGUCAAUGAGAUGAACGAAGAUGUAGACCGCGCCAACGAACUCUUGCGCGAUAGCGGCCUUCAGGUGGCAAAGGCGCCGAUUUCUGUGGAGGUGAAUCUGGCACGUGGUCCUCAGGUUUCUGUGGUAUUGCUCAGUGGAAGAGGGGCUUGGUGUAGAGCAGACCCAGCUCGCACUGUGAAUGAGCUCCAGAAGGAAGCCCAGCAGAGGUUGGGAGUUAGCAUUGCAUAUUUGAUCACUGCAGUGGGUGCGAAGUUGUCAGAGACCACCAUGACCAUGGAGGAAGCAAGAAUUGGCCAUGAUGAUUAUGUACAAGCGGUUGUAGCGUCUGAGGCCCCCAACUGCCCUGACCCUGACCUCUCUCGUCGCAGUGAGCACAGCUUGGAGGAUCUGGAAAGCCUUGUGAACCUCCUCUUGGACGCGCAAAUUGGCUUGAUCCGCUUGGAAUACUUGAUGGAGCUACGUGCUCGUGGCGACCAACUACCGCGCCGGCAGGAUGCUGAGCAUGAGAUGACCAGUAGCAAGCGCACUGCCAUCGUGAGCCGCGAAGAACUUAUGGAGUUGGAAUUGGAUGAGAUGGGACACAUCACCACAUUGAUCAGCAACCCUGGACACUACUUCCCCCCAAGCAGAGUGAGGGUAUCCUUGCACUCCAUAUCACACCCGUGGGAGACAUUGGAACAUCCAGACCCUUGGGGAUAUCAGCUUCAAUGGUUGAUCGAAGAGUGUCGUCCUGCACUAGCCGAGGGCUUGGUGUGGGUUUUUGUAGACUACACUUCACUGUAUCAGCGAGGUGACCGUACCGAAGAACAGAUCCAAGCGGUUUCUCACGCUUUGUGGAACGCACACGUGCUUUAUGCUCACAAUGCCAUUACGGUGCACAGAUUGGAGAGCCUGACACCAGAGACUGAGAAAGCUGAUGGUUUCAUCCCAGUGUUUUCUGAAGAGGCCGGAAAAGUAAGUGAGAUGGCCAUCAAAGACCUGACGAUGAAAGACACGCCUUGCAGUGAUCGUGGAUGGUGGCGAGGUGAAAAGCAUUGGUCAAGUCCGCGAACCCCUGGCUCAAGCUCUCACUCUAUCCCUUUGCUACCUCGCUUGUUCAAUAUGCUCAUUGAUGAGCUUGUUUUUACCCAAGACGAUGACAAGAGGAUUGUUCAGGAAGUCCACAGGAAGUUUUUUCUUGAGAGAGUCUCAAAGUGCAGAAGUCUGACACUGGAGAAGCUGCACGAAGAGGCUGUAGAUUUUCAGUGUGAAGCAUUGCGCUUCUACGAGCAAUUGGACAAGAUUGUGCUCAGUCAGAUGUCUCUCAAACAUGACGCAGUUCUUGCUAUAGCCCAGACCAAUGCGAAGUCGAUACACCUGAAGAGAUGUGGCCUUGCAGACUAUGAGGUGGAAAUCCUGUCCCAUGCCCUGAAAGAUGAAGAUCAUCCAGUCGAAGAGUUGCAUUUGAGCCAUAAUCCCUUUGGUGAGAAAGGCAUGCAAGCACUGCGGGAACUUUCCAUAUUGAAGCCCGGUCUUACCAUUGAUGUCUUGCAAUUGCCAGACAUUGAACUGGAGUUUGGUGUGCCAGAGGUUUUUCAGAAGAUCUUGAUGGUGACACCAUCAUCAGUUUUUCUAGAACACAAGCCUACAAUCGAGAUCAUUGAUUUUGGAACGCUCAAGCUGCCAGAGGGUAUGAUGCCUGCAAGCCAUUUGCUACAGCUCUCACCGGAGGGGGUGAACUUCCAGAAGCCUGUGCGCUUUCUGGUGCCCACACACAUCGGGGCCAAUGCUGCCUGGCGGUCCAACUCUGACGGCAGCUGGGAACAGGUGCCAGCGCAGUUUCGCCAUGGAUACAUGGAGGUCUACUUGAGCCACUUUUGCCAGCUUUACUCCAGCAGACCAGAGAGGACAGACUUUGUAAUGAAAGCUGUAGCAUUUUUGAACCCAAGCGCAUCAUCAGAGGCUCCAGAAGGGAGACUAGCAUUUCUUGAAGCUGACUGCCCAACUUGUGAACAGGACCUCAAUCAAAGGAUGGAUGGAGUCGUGAGAUGUGUGGUGGAGGAAGCGGUUGAUCUCUUUAGUCCUCAGAGAGAAAUUCACAUCUUGCAGGAUGGAGAGGUGAUCCAAAGCUUUCACUUGAACUUUGAGAGUGGAGUUCAGAUCUCUGAGGGCUUCGAGGUUCCGUUGGACAUUCAUUGGACCCAUCAGUUGUAUGUUGAGAUGGAGGUGGUUGACCCAGAGACUGGAAGAAGCCGACGUCGGAUGUACACCUUUGACUUUCCAGACAGGUCAAUGUCAAUGCCUGAUCCACCUCCCCAACCAUUGCCAGUUCCCCCACCUCCUCCACUGAUCCAGAACCCAGUUCCUCCUCCACUGCAGGGCUCUCCGCCAGACCCUCCGCCAAACCCACCGGCAGAGCCCCCACCAGUUGCGCCAGAGGUGCCCCGGCCACCACCUCCGCCAAUUCACAGACGGCAUUUGAUGUUGUCUGGAAGGUUCAAUACCACAGAGAGGGUUGAGUACAUCCGGCUGGUGCAAGUAGCACUUGAAAGCUAUGGCAUUGAGACUUUCAUGGUCGAUGUGGUCGCCAGCCAGCAGUUCAGCUCCGCCACCAGGGAAGGAUUAGUGAAGAUGAGGAUGAUGGCAGCGUUCUGUGAGUGGGACUAUGGCUCACAAACAGACGUAGGCUACGAGACCUUCCAGGAACUCGAGUACGCUUGGGAGAAUCGGAUUCCAAUCAUCCCCGUGAAACUGUGCCAGGAUUGGCCCCCCAGGCCUCCGGAUGAGGCUGGCCGAAUUCAAAACACGUACGUGUUUCGGAAGAGUCUUAUCUACAUCGAUGCUGUUGCCAUGUCAAUUCAGAAGGUUGCAGAGGAAAUCGCCCAAGCCUGGCGACAAGCUGCAUGA
Durusdinium trenchii is the source of this 3603-nucleotide messenger RNA. The record is from the annotation of a GenBank genome assembly. Lineage: Eukaryota; Dinophyceae; Suessiales; Symbiodiniaceae.